AAAAUAUUUGCCAUGCAGGGAAAACAAAACUCACAAAUUUUAUUUAAAGAUUUGAAAGAGAUUCUACAACAGCAGAAUAAAGUAUUUGAGAUUCUAGCUCAGACUUGUCUAACACAAGCACAAUUACAGUCAAAGAUAUUAGGAGCUUCACCUAGUGCUAAAGCUCGUAAUUUUGAAACAAGUCAGGCUUUGCCUUUAAGCCAGAGUUCACUAGUAGUCCCAAUGCAAAGUGAAAUAAAUGGGAUUCAUUCAGAGAUGAGCGGGUCCAAAUCAACCCGAGUGGAUGAAUAUUCAAAGAAAAGAGUAAUUCCUUUGUGCAUCUCCCAAAGUUCACAAGAAGAUCAUGAGAAGGACUUAAGAGUGUCUUUAGAUAAGUCUUUAAAUGACGCUCUGAAGAAGUCAAGUCCUUCUGUCUCAGAAGUUGAAGAAAUUAAAGAAGUCAUAGAAGAAAAUAAAGAUUCCAUAUUGGUUGAAGAUGAGAAAUUCGAAGAUCACAAUACUGACAAACAUUCUGACUCAAAUAUGGUUAUUCCAUUUUCAAGUAGAUCAUCGAGCGAUAGAAGACAAUGCGAGAAAAUAAAUCAUUCAACUGGGAAACAAUUUAAUCCUUUUCUUAAGAGAAGAAUAUCUCCAGUGACACCAAAAGAUACCCCAGACACUAGUAAGAUUACACAAAGCUCUGGUAGUCAACUGAAUAUUAUCGAAAAGGAUGUGACUGAUGAUUUCAAGAAGUUAAUAUUCCACCAUAACAAAUACAAGACUCUCUAUGCUCAGGUGGAUACUUGGAAAGUAGAUGAUAAAGAUUCAUUCAAGAAUUAUGCCAGUCUUGUCAUCAAGCAGUUCUACUGCAUUUUAUUAGAUUCUGCAUCUAAAUCUGAAGUCCAAAGAAACUUCAGAAAAGUCCAAUUUUUCUGGAGUAUCCAAAGCUCAGGACUUAUCAUCGCAAAAUACAAGGGCGCCAAAAUGCCUCUCAAAAACAUGAACCAGAGAGUUUCCAACUACUUCAAAAAGAAGUCCGAAAAGAAAGCUCUCUUCUGCGUUACAGGAAGAGAGAAGCACAAGAUUUCAUUUGAGAAGCCUAUUGAAGAAGCCAAGUUCGGACCCAUUCAUUUUAUUUUUGAGGUUAUACUUGAUUAA
Messenger RNA from Moneuplotes crassus, 1137 nucleotides. The record is from the annotation of a GenBank genome assembly. Lineage: Eukaryota; Ciliophora; Spirotrichea; Euplotida; Euplotidae.